Molecule: messenger RNA, 606 nt
Organism: Bipolaris zeicola 26-R-13
Lineage: Eukaryota; Fungi; Ascomycota; Dothideomycetes; Pleosporales; Pleosporaceae
Exons: 4
Coding region: 1-606 (201 amino acids)
Source: RefSeq, a predicted model, not a curated record
AUGGUUCCCUUUACUUAUCUUGCACCUGCGUUGUUCUUCAAUGCUACUGUCAAGACGGUUAAACCUUUGGGUCAUGAUUCAUUCGGCGCUGCUCUAAACAUGUUCGAAUUCGAGAGCGCCAUGCUAUACACCGAGCCUGAGUUUGAAAUCCAAUUCAGCGCUUCAGUGACAGCUGGAGUCAACUUCGCAACCACCAACGAGGCUGCUGGCAUCAGCGGGCCGGACUUUCGUGGAACGGUUGUGCCGAAUGAUGGUGCUGCCCCCUUCCAGAUGAGAAUGGGCGGAGUCCAACUAGGCAAUGAAGCAGUAUUACCAAUCAUCUCUGGAAACACGUCGUCCGGACUUGAGGUCCCUUACGGAACUGUAUACAGAGGUGCGAAUAACAUGAGUAUUCAGACUUUGUGCAACUGCAUACUUACAUGUUUGACAGUUUUGACCCCUGUUUUCAGAGGAGGCGAAGCACAUUACAAGACUUUGGAAAACUCAGUUUUUGUUGCAUCAGAGACAGUCUCUGAUUCUGGCGUUCCUGGAAAGUUUAUCUUAGGGGUCAAGAUCUCGAAGGUAUUCGCCAGCAAAACAAAUAUCACUAUUGGUGAGGAGUUUUGA